GGCAGAAAUUGUGGUUGCCUUAUCCGCCUGACAGGACCCUCCCACUCCCAGCGGAACAUGAAUGCAGGAAGCUACAGAGCCGGCUUCGGUGUAGACUUGAGGAUGUGGCUUCUGUGGAUCCUGCUGCUGUCGCUGCUCUCUUCAGUGUCUGCGGGUGCAGACUCCAAGGCUGUCACCACCACUCUCACAACCAAAUGGGCAGAUACUCCUCUGCUGCUGGAGGCCAGUGAGUUUCUGGCCGAGGAGAGCCAGGAGAAGUUCUGGGACUUUGUGGAGGCCAAUGAGAACAUAGAAGGAGAGCAUGAUGACACAGAUCAAGCCUACUAUGACCUGAUUGUGAAGAGAGCCAGUGCCUUGCUCAGCUCCGUCCAGGUGAACAUGCUGAAGUUCGCCCUCUCCCUGAGAGCCUACUCUUCAACAGUACACUCCUUCCAACAGAUAGCGUCCAAUGAGCCUCCUCCCACUGGCUGCUCAGCAUUUUUCAGCGUCCAUGGAGAAAAGACGUGUGAUGCGGACGGUUUGGCAGCACUGCUGAAAACAGCACCUGAGAGGCCGAAGCCAUACCUUUUCAAAGGUGACCACAAAUACUCAGGAUCCAAUCCAGAUGCUCCUGUUGUCAUUCUGUAUGCCGAGUUUGGGAAACCAGAUUUCCAGAGGCUUCACCAAGUCAUAACAUCUAAAGUCCAUGAAGGCCUGGUGACUUAUGUGCUCCGCCAUUACCUGGCUAGACCAAGUGGAAAGAAAGUCUAUCUGUCUGGGUAUGGUGUGGAGCUGGCCAUCAAAAGUCAGGAGUACAAGGCGAAGGACGACACACAAGUGCAAGGGGCGGAGGUGAAUGCUACAGUGAUCGGAGAGAAUGAUCCAGUGGACGAGGUCCAGGGAUUCCUUUUUGGCAAACUGAAGACCCUCUACCCCGAGCUGAAAGAACAGUUAAAGGAGUUGAGGAAACAUUUAGUAGAAAGCACCAAUGAAAUGGCACCUCUGAAAGUCUGGCAAAUGCAAGAUCUGAGUUUCCAGACAGCAGCUCGCAUUCUUGCUGCUCCCGCUGUUGAUGCCCUCAAUGUCAUGAAAGACCUCAGUCAGAACUUCCCCACCAAAGCCAGGUCCAUCACUAAAACAGUGGUCAACUCUGAGAUCCGCAAGGAGAUUGGCGAGAACCAAAAGUUCUUCAAAGGAACUCUGGGCCUGCAGCCGGGAGAUUCAGCCCUGUUCAUCAACGGGCUGCAUAUAGAUCUGGACACACAAGACAUCUUCAGUGUGUUUGAGGUGCUGCGCAGUGAGGCGAGGGUGAUGGAGGGUCUGCGCUCCCUGCACAUCGAGACGCCCUACAUCCAUGACAUCCUGAAGCUCAACGUCCAGCCCUCCGACUCCGACUACGCUGUUGACAUCCGCAACCCUGCCAUCAGCUGGAUUAACAACUUGGAGACGGACCACAGGUACAGCUCGUGGCCUUACAACGUGCAGGAGCUGCUCAGGCCGACCUUCCCUGGAGUCAUCAGGCAGAUCCGCAAGAACUUCCACAAUCUGGUGAUUAUUCUGGACCCAACUCAGGAGAACGCUGCUGAGCUGCUGAGCGUUGCAGAGAUGUUUUAUGCUAACAACAUCCCACUGAGAAUAGGACUGGUGUUUGUGGUGUCAGAUGAAGAUGACAUAGACGGCAUGCAGGAUGCAGGUGUGGCUCUGGUCCGGGCCUACAACUACAUCAGCGACGAGGUGGACAGCCAGAGCGCAUUUGAAGCCGUCAUCUCGAUUUUCAACAGGGUCCCUAUUGGUGGACAGUUGAGCGUUGGGGAUGUGGUGAAAGUGCUGGAGAAGAAGUUCCCCUACGUGGAGGUCAGCAGCGUCCUGGGAGCCGACUCCAGCUAUGACAGCAACAGGAAGGAUGGGCGGGCGUACUAUGAGCAGACGGGGGUGGGCCCGCUGCCUGUGGUCAUGUACAACGGCAUACCUUACCAACGUGAGCAGCUGGAUCCGGAUGAACUAGAGACGGUCACCAUGCAAAAGAUUCUGGAGACCACCACCUUCUACCAGAGAGCCGUCUACCUGGGUGAGCUCGCUACAGAUCACGACGUUGUGGAUUUCAUCAUGAAUCAGCCCAAUGUCGUUCCUCGCAUCAACCCCAGAGUGCUGUCCACCAGCAGAACAUACCUGGAUCUGUCUGACACCAACAACCACUUUGUAGAUGAUUAUGCUCGCUUCUCGGCUCUAGACACCAAAGAGAAGAGCACCGCUGUGGCCAACAGCAUGAACUACAUGACUAAGAAAGGGAUGACCACCACCAACAGGCAUGAUGACGGCUACAUCCGUCCUGUGACCUUCUGGGUGGUCGGAGACUUUGACAAGCCCUCCGGACGUCAGCUUCUUUAUGACGCCAUCAGACACAUGAAAACCAGCAACAAUGUCCGACUGGGGAUGAUCAACAACCCAUCAGCCGAUCCGUCCACUGAGACGAGCCACGUGGCCAGAGCAAUCUGGGCCGCCAUGCAGACGCAAUCUGCCAACAACGCCAAGAACUUUAUCACCAAGAUGGCUAAAGAAGAGACCGCCACAGCACUGGAGAAGGGAGUCGACAUCGGGGAAUUCGCUGUUGGGGGUAUGGAUGUGUCAUUGUUCAAGGAAGCGUACGAGGGUCCCAAAUUUGACUUCCUGCUCUCCCACACUGCCUACUGCCGAGACGUGCUCAAACUGAAGAAAGGACAAAAAGCUGUUAUCAGCAACGGAAGAAUCAUAGGUCCACUCGAGGAGGAGGAGGUGUUUAACCAGGAUGACUUCCUGCUUUUGGAGAGCAUUAUCCUGAAAACGUCUGGAGAGCGAAUCAAAAGCAAAGUCCAACAGUUCGGAACUGAGGAGGACAGGGCCAGCGACCUUGUGAUGAAGGUGGACGCUCUGCUCUCCUCUCAACCCAAAGGAGAGGCCCGGGUAGAAUAUGACUUUGCGGAUGACCGCUACAGUGCUGUGAAGAUCCGCCCCAAGGAGGGAGACGUGUACUUUGAUGUUGUUGCCGUGGUGGAUCCUGUAACCAGGGAUGCACAGAAACUAGCUCCUCUCCUAUUGGUUCUGAAGCAGCUGGUAAAUGUGAACUUACGGGUCUUCAUGAACUGCCAGUCCAAACUGUCAGAAAUGCCUCUCAAGAGUUUUUACCGCCAUGUGUUGGAGCCAGAGGUGGUGUUUCAGGCGGACGGUAGUUUCUCUCCGGGCCCCAUGGCCAAGUUCCUCGACAUGCCUCAGUCUCCCCUCUUCACCCUGAACCUGAACACUCCCGAGAGCUGGAUGGUUGAGUCUGUGCACACCCGGUACGACCUGGACAACAUCUACCUUGAGGAGGUGGAGAAUAUUGUAGCAGCAGAGUACGAGUUGGAGCACCUUUUGUUGGAAGGACAUUGUUUUGACGUCAGUUCAGGCCAGCCGCCACGUGGCCUCCAGUUCACCCUGGGAACCGCCUCUGAGCCAGUAAUUAUGGAUACGAUCGUCAUGGCAAACCUGGGUUACUUUCAGCUGAAGGCAAACCCAGGCGCCUGGAUACUGAAGAUGAGGAAAGGACGCUCUGAUGAAAUCUAUAAGAUUUACAGCCAUGAGGGCACAGACUCUCCAGCAGACUCUGAUGACAUUGUAGUCGUGCUGAACAACUUCAAGAGCAGGAUUAUUAAAGUCAAGGUCCAGAAGAAACCAGACAAGUUCAACGAGGAGCUGCUGAGCGACGUGACCGAAGAAAAUGACGCUGGCUUCUGGAAAUCUCUGACCAGAGGGUUCACAGGUGGAGGAAAGGCAGAGGAGCUAAAGCAGGAGAAGGACGACGUGAUCAACAUCUUCUCUGUGGCUUCGGGGCAUCUGUAUGAAAGGUUCCUCAGGAUUAUGAUGCUGUCAGUUCUGAAGAACACCAAAACUCCCGUCAAGUUCUGGUUCCUCAAGAACUACCUCUCCCCGACUUUCAAGGAGUUCAUCCCCCACAUGGCGAAGCAAUAUGGUUUCCAGUAUGAGCUGGUCCAGUAUAAGUGGCCUCGCUGGUUACACCAACAGACCGAGAAGCAGAGGAUCAUCUGGGGCUAUAAGAUCCUGUUCCUAGACGUGCUGUUUCCUCUCGCUGUCGACAAGAUCCUGUUUGUGGACGCUGAUCAGAUUGUCCGGACAGACCUGAAGGAGCUGCGUGACUUCGACCUGGAGGGCGCUCCGUACGGUUACACUCCAUUCUGCGAGAGCCGGAGGGAGAUGGAUGGCUACCGCUUCUGGAAAUCCGGCUACUGGGCGAGCCACCUCGCCGGGCGCAAAUACCACAUCAGCGCCCUGUACGUGGUCGACCUGAAGAAGUUUAGGAAAAUAGCUGCAGGAGAUCGACUGCGAGGACAGUACCAGGGGCUCAGCCAAGACCCCAACAGCCUUUCAAACCUCGACCAGGAUCUGCCCAACAACAUGAUCCACCAGGUGCCCAUAAAGUCGCUGCCUCAGGAGUGGCUGUGGUGUGAGACCUGGUGUGACGACAGCACCAAGAAGAGCGCUAAGACGAUAGACCUGUGUAACAACCCCAUGACCAAGGAGCCCAAGCUGCAGGCUGCAGUGCGGAUCGUGGCCGAGUGGACCGAUUAUGACCAAGAGAUUAAACGUCUGCAGACCAGAGUCCAGGAGAAAGCAAACCACACAGCGAAGCAGCAAGGCACAGAUGUUCACACAGAGUUGUGAGGAUCCUGCAGUGGGCCGUGAUGAUGAGUGGCGUUGGACUAGACUCUGUUUAAAGAGUCUGCUUCACGAAGAGGCUCCUCUCCUGCCCUGGGGGUGGGGGGGGGAGGGACUGCUGAGAGACUGACCACAAAAACCAGUGCUAAAUGGUUGAAACUGUUUUGUCUUUGUUCUUUUUAUAACGUGUGAAGGGGGAGUUAAAGUGGUCAGGUUUAAGAGGUUUUACUGUACACGUGUGUGCAAGUGGUGAGAAUGUAUUUUGUGAAACGAAUCAUAAAUAUAAAUUCUAUUUUUUUUUUUUUUGGUAUACUUUUCUUUCCCCCCUGUAUUAGAUGUCGGUCUGUAACUUUGCACUGAUUGGGAUUCUGGUUCGGGCUGUGGUUGAAGCACAAAGGGAGGAAGACCCUAGAAAUCCUCACUGCCUGGUUUUGAUCUUUAACAAACCAAACAUUUAGUGUGGAUUUCUUCUCACACACUGGAAUAAAAAAGUGAUAGAAUGAUUAUGAUUUUAAGGCUUUCAGGCCUUUCUCUGAAUUGGUACAGUAUUUAAUAUGAAGGUCCCGAAUAUCAUGGAUAAUUUUAACAUUUUCAGACUGUAAGAUACGGGCUGGGAAAUAUGUUUGAAGUCAAUAUCAGGAAAUUUUUUUUAAUUGAUACAGUGAAUUAAUGCAAAAUCAUAAUAAUCUGACAUAAAGUGCAGUUAUUCAUUAGAUUUCAUUCAAAACGCUUUAAAAUAACUCCUGAUAAAUUAUGAGUUUGGCAGCAAUAUUUAGUAAAACAUCUGGUUCUUGCUCAGCCCUACUUGAGAUAUUCAGAAAAUGCCAAAUAAAUCUGGUAAAUUAAUGUCACAUUUACAGUCUACAUUAUUUUGUACGGUGGUGGAUUCACUUGGUCAAGAAUGAGAUAUAGCCAUAGGGGAUGUUUAGUGCCCAACCUUAAGAUCUCUUUAAGAGGAAUGUACACUGUUAAUGAUGUUUACACUCAUCUGGCACUCGACAUGAAAAUUAAGAACAAAGUCAGCAGGCUUUAGUGAAUCCCCAGUUUCUUGUGGAAUAUUAAUGUCACUGUGACUCUCAGGGAAAGAUGCCUGAGGCGUGUGUUGGUUGCAGCAUAAAAUACGUAUCAGAAGAGAGGGGAGGGUUUGUGGUACUGUAAGGGAAGAGCAGCCAAGUUGAGCUGAAAAAUAUUUCUGUUUCUCGGUUACAUCCAUAGAUUUGUCAUUAUCGUCCUGUUUUGGCUGUCAGAUAUUUUUGUUAAAUAAAAAUCCCCAAUAAAGAA
Messenger RNA from Dicentrarchus labrax (European seabass), 5949 nucleotides. It is a transcript of the gene uggt1, whose product is annotated as UDP-glucose glycoprotein glucosyltransferase 1. Gene Ontology annotation, cellular component: endoplasmic reticulum. The coding region runs from base 58 to 4674 and encodes 1538 amino acids. The transcript has 41 exons. Lineage: Eukaryota; Metazoa; Chordata; Actinopteri; Moronidae. Gene Ontology annotation, molecular function: UDP-glucose:glycoprotein glucosyltransferase activity. The record is from RefSeq and is a predicted model, not a curated record.